This is a messenger RNA of Rhodofomes roseus, 2100 nucleotides long. RefSeq lists its product as uncharacterized. The transcript has 2 exons. Lineage: Eukaryota; Fungi; Basidiomycota; Agaricomycetes; Polyporales; Fomitopsidaceae. The coding region runs from base 1 to 2100 and encodes 699 amino acids. The record is from RefSeq and is a predicted model, not a curated record.
AUGCAGCUCACGUUCUCCCCCGCUCUUGGCGAGGCCGUUCCCUUGGUCGUGCGACCGGGGAAGCACGGUGCUUCUCAAGACGUCCUCUUCAAGGCGACGUUCGACUCGUUCGCAUCGUACGAGCAUGCAAGGUCUUAUGGCGUGCGGGUGGAGAUGUGGACAGACCUGCCCAUGGAAGGCAAGGCUCCGGGGCAAUGGAGUGCGGUGCCGUUCGUGUUCCAAGAUUUCCGAGACGAGGAGCAUGGCCCGGAGUACCAGGUGCUUCCCUUACCCUCCCCCGCCGACGAAGAUGCCGCGAGCAGCCACGGGCGUGCGGUCUACGCCAAUCUCCCCUUGCGCCUAGUUGGUUAUCGCAGCGGCCACCGGUUCUCCUUCACGUACCGGCUGGUGUAUGCUUCUGGAGAAAUCCGUUGGCUCGGCGCAUUUGGCCAGAACGGCACAUUGGUAGUUGACCAACUGUCCUUGCCGGAAGCCUUGGGAGUCACUCUAGGAGAGGGAUGGGAAGUUCAGGACGACGGAGUUGUGCUUUUCGAGGGCGGGCCGGCAAACCGUCAAGAGGUUGGCAAGCUUUUGGCCGGUCGUUCUUGGUCGACUUGGGCGGUUGGGAGGGAUAGAUUCUCCCCCACCCACAUGGCAGAAUCAAGCACUGCUCUGGUUCUCGUCCCCAGUUUGCGCGGUGAUGCCAUUACCACCACUCCACCUGUGGUCAUAAGUGCAUCUUCUGGCACGACCAUCGGCAUCGACGCUCGCGGCCGUAUCAUCUUUUCCUCAGACAAUGACGGCGCCCGUCUUGCUCUUCGUAUCAUCGAUGAUACCAGAUUCGUCGCGCUGACUGACUGCGACGUCCACAUACGCUUGCUGGGAAGCCAUCUCAACCCAGCGUCCGCCAGGAUUGUAGCGUUCCAUGCGCCAGGUGCGCAACUGCCACUCUCGGUACUGGUUCUACCUCCGCAAGAUGGGCGUGCUAGUCAAGAAGUUCCCCUCGACAUCAGCGCUCUGGCGCCAGCCGUUCCCAACGGCGCUCCUCGGUCUUUCGUGGUAACGACUUCGAAUAAGCAAGUCUUCUUGGUACCUCCUGAGGAUGAGCAGACCACGGUCAGCGUGGGUGCCCUCGGCGGAGUCGCUUUGGUCGCUCCUCUGUACGAUCUAGCCACUCUAGAAAGUGCGCCAGAAUACAGCUGGAAGGUUUCCGUGUUGCAGCCGCGCACCAACGGUACGCUCACGAAGUUCGAAGAGGAAGUUGACGCAGUCCCGCAGCGCUUGCUGCCCACUCCUCCGCCUUCUCCGCCUACGGCCAUGCGAGUCGUCCAGCGUCCCCCUCCCCUCGCGCUGCCCUCGUUCGCCGAGGCAUCGGAGGUACUUAGCUCCAUGCAGUCGUCUGCUCGGUCUUCCGCGGUUUCCAUACCUGCCGCUGCACCCGUCUCCGCCUCGCCGACCUCGGUCACGAACGUGCGGCCUCCUACUCCGUACCCCAUCACCCGCACCCGGGAUGAGGCAGACGACCUUGCGAUUAUGCGCCUGCACAGCAUCUACCCACUGCGCCCAUACGCCCAAGUAUUGCUGGCUAUGUUCGCGUGGAUAUGGCGCGUCAUCUUCCAGCGGUUCGCCUUCCUUUGGCUCGGUGCAGCGGGCGUACAUGUCUCCGAAAGCGGGGCAGACUAUGAUGAAUCUACCACGCCUGUCAACAGCCCGGAGGCUGUGGCACACGAGGAUAGACAGCCCGAUGACGAUGGAGAGAGUGUAGGCGAAGAUGAAGUGGCGGACGAAGACAUUCCCGAAGCCAUGCCUACGCCUACGGCCGUCGCCACACUUAUCCCUAGCCCCAUCCUGCAGCCGGAACCCAAGAUACCUGUCGCCAGUCCCAAGAUGGUCAGGUCGCUGCCGGCCAUACGAUAUGAUGUCUCGCACCAUGACGGUCAAAUCGCUCUGCUCGUCCAAGCCCCCGACGAUAACUCCUCAGUUUCCGAGCGCAUGCGGUUUGUCAUGAAUGGCAAACCUGUGACUGAGCCUCACAUUGUGGCGAAACGCAACGGCCACCACGUCGUUCAGCUCGACGCCCCCAUUGGCUGCGAGAGCAAGUUGCUGGUGACGUUCAUCUAG